UGCAGCUAACAAUAUUGAAUUUCGAGUUAUUGAUCAAUUAGAACCUGUUUUAAAGGAAAUAUUUCCGGACAGUAAGAUAUGCCAAGACAUCAACAUAAAGAGAACCAAAUGCACUGAAAUUGUGAAAAAUGUUUUGUGCAAAAAGGAGACAAAUGACUUAGUGACACAUCUGAGAAACAAUACAUUUUCUGUGCUCUUGGAUGAAUCAACUGAUAUUGGUGAUUAUAAAAGCGUAGCUGUGUUGGCAAGAUUCUUAAACCAUGAUAAUAAGAUCGAAACUCGUUUACUGGAAUUAAUACAACUAGAUGCAAGAGAUUUAGGUGCUACAGCUUUAUAUAACACAUUUAAAGCAUGUUUAGAAAGACACAAAAUACCCUUGCAAAACAUAAUAGGUGUUGCUUCGGAUGGCGCUAGUGUCAUGAUUGGAAAAAAUCAUUCAUUUUUUCAACUGCUGCAAAAUGAUGUACCACAUGUAAUAUUGCUACGUUGUAUAUGCCAUUCUGCCUCACUAGUUGCAUCUAAUGCAUGCACUGUCUUACCUCGAAGUUCUGAAGAACUUUUGAGGGGUAUUUACACCUACGUUUCUGGAAGUUCUAAAAGAUCUGCACAACUACAAGAAAUGCAAGAAUAUUUUCAGGAAAGGAAGCAUAAAAUACUUAAACUGUCAGCAACCAGAUGGUUAAGUCAUUUUGAGUGCGUAGUUAGGAUUUUGGAGAACUGGAAUGUAUUGGAACAUUACUUUGCAAUUGCGGUGCUAGAAGACAAAUUAAAAAGCGCCGAGUUGAUUCUAAGUGAAUUGAAGAAUAUAUACACAAAAGGAUACCUAUUUUUUUUAAUAUAUGUCCUAAAUUUGUUUAAUAGCUUUAAUGCUCUUUUCCAAGGCAGAAAGCCUCUAAUCCAUGUCUUGUACUCAGAGUGUACAAACUUGAUGAAACAGUUAUGUAAAAAUUAUCUGGAUGGAGCGAUAGUGCUCGAACAAAAUCUACUUACACUAAACUUGAACAACCCGCGUCAUUUUUCGCCUUUAGAAAAACUAUAUGUCGGCCCAGAGUGUUCUGCACUUGUAAAGACAAUGCCCCCUGAUGGAAGAGAUUUAUUUUUAAAAAAUUGCCUUAAAUUUUACGUAACUGCAGCUGUUGAUUUACAGAGACGUUUACCUGAAGAAAUAUUUAGGGAUAUGAGGUUUCUGAAUCCCAAUGUUGCAUUUGCUAAAAGUGAUGAUGAGAGAAAUAUAGAUUUCAAUAUAUUAUGUGAUAAACUAAAACAUAUUAACGCAGAUAAGACUGAAAUCGCGAUUGAAUGGCGGAACUUGCCAAUUUCUUUUAGUGAGACUGAAAUUAAAAAAUUUACAUCCUUGCAAUUGCAUGAAAUGUGGUUAAAUAUUUGCUCAACAAAAAAAUUUAGUGAAGAUUUAGCUUUUCCAAAUUUAGGAAAGUUAGUCAAGUCAAUAUUAAUUCUCCCUCACUCUAACGCAGAAACAGACAGAAUUUUCAGCAUUGUCACUGAUACAAAGACCAAAAAAAGAAACAGGAUUGGGGAGAGUUCUUUAAACGCUGUUGCUGUUUUUAGGAGCUUUUUACAAGCAACAGAACUAGAUGUUGUCAAGUAUCCAAUAACACAAGACCAUCUGCAGUUACAUAAUGUUGCAAUGUAUUCAUUUAAACACUCAUAAAGAGGCUAGAUUUUUGUCUUUUAUUUGUAUUGUAAUUAUACAACUAUA
Messenger RNA from Zophobas morio, 1720 nucleotides. RefSeq lists its product as uncharacterized. The record is from RefSeq and is a predicted model, not a curated record. The transcript has 2 exons. Lineage: Eukaryota; Metazoa; Arthropoda; Insecta; Coleoptera; Tenebrionidae. Bases 419 to 1672 code for a protein of 417 amino acids. Gene Ontology annotation, molecular function: protein dimerization activity.